UCGCUUCUGCUUUGCUGUCAUAAAAAAAAAACAAGUCUUGACUGAUUCAUCCCAAAAUUCCUUUAAGGCGUUAAAGGUGAGCAUAGUAUGCCCCAAAUCAACUUCCAAAGUAUCGCCGACAACAUGGCAGAGGACAACUCCUGGAAAACGCCAAGUUUCCGGCAACGUGUGGUGAAUAAAAUAAACGAAUCCAUUCAGCAAACGGGAAUGACUUCGAGUAAAAAUGGACUGGAAAUGGAGAAUCAUGCCUUCCAGAAGGCGCGCAACAAAGACGAAUACCUAAGCUACGUGGCGAAGCUAAUUCUACAUCUCCGGGAGAUGAAUACGAAGAAUAAAAAUACACAAAAUCCCGCAGGAGGAUCCCAAGAUGGUGGAAAUCCCAAUCAGUAAGGUGAAAUACCUGAUCGCUGAUGCCUGGAAGCAUAUUCGGAUAUAUAUAGUAAUAUUUCUACGAAUUUUCUAUGAAUUAAUUCCAAGAAUUUUGUGUUCAAGAAUUCAACCUGGAUUUUUUUUAUCUAUAGAUAUCUCAGAAACUUGUCCAAAGAUUCCACCAGAAAUAUCUUUAGAUUUUUUUAUGUUUAUCAUUUUAAUAUAUUUUUAUAUCCCUGAGCAAUAAUUUCUGGAAGAAUUUUUGAGCAAUUUCUGGGAAAACCCGUGAAAGGCUUCAAGAAGAAAUUCAUUUAAAAAAUCA
Aedes aegypti (yellow fever mosquito) is the source of this 691-nucleotide messenger RNA. RefSeq names its product mediator of RNA polymerase II transcription subunit 15-like. Gene Ontology annotation, biological process: regulation of DNA-templated transcription. The transcript has 3 exons. Bases 88 to 390 code for a protein of 100 amino acids. The record is from RefSeq and is a predicted model, not a curated record. NCBI's taxonomy places the organism in Eukaryota, Metazoa, Arthropoda, Insecta, Diptera, Culicidae. Gene Ontology annotation, molecular function: transcription coregulator activity.